Molecule: messenger RNA, 336 nt
Organism: Menidia menidia (Atlantic silverside)
Lineage: Eukaryota; Metazoa; Chordata; Actinopteri; Atheriniformes; Atherinopsidae
Source: the annotation of a GenBank genome assembly
AUGCUGAUAUGUGAUACCUGGGCCCCGGCGGCUCACCUGUGUGGAUGCGCAGGUUUUGGAGCAGAAGAUGCAGGAGAAGGGCUUCAGGCCCUUGUGGAUCUUCUCGUGUCUCCGCAGGCUGCUGACGUCUUUGAACACUUUGCUGCACUCGCUGCAGGCGAAAAGCCGUUCGGCUGCGCGGACUGUGACAAAUGUUUUGCCCAGAAGUGCCAGCUGGUGGCGCACCGGCGCAUGCACCACGGCGAGGAGAAACCCUACACCUGCGACCGCUGCGGAUUCAAGUUCGCCACCUCCUCCAACUACAAGAUCCACAUCAGGUACCCCCACCUGCAGGGA